AUGACGCUGGUAAAGAAUGCCAUUCCCGACACGGUGCCCUUUGUAGGGAUCAAGGUGCCCUUUGUAGGGAUCAAGGUGCCCUUUGUAGGGAUCAAGGUGCCCUUUGUAGGGAUCAAGGUGCCCUUUGUAGGGAUCAAGGUGCCCUUUGUAGGGAUCAAGGUGCCCUUUGUAGGGAUCAAGGUGCCCUUUGUAGGGAUCAAGGUGCCCUUUGUAGGGAUCAAGGUGCCCUUUGUAGGGAUCAAGGUGCCCUUUGUAGGGAUUAAGGUGCCCUUUGUAGGGAUUAAGGUGCCCUUUGUAGGGAUUAAGGUGCCCUUUGUAGGGAUCAAGGUGCCCUUUGUAGGGAUCAAGGUGCCCUUUGUAGGGAUUAAGGUGCCCUUUGUAGGGAUUAAGGUGCCCUUUGUAGGGAUUAAGGUGCCCUUUGUAGGGAUUAAGGUGCCCUUUGUAGGGAUUAAGGUGCCCUUUGUAGGGAUUAAGGUGCCCUUUGUAGGGAUCAAGGUGCCCUUUGUAGGGAUUAAGGUGCCCUUUGUAGGGAUUAAGGUGCCCUUUGUAGGGAUUAAGGUGCCCUUUGUAGGGAUCAAGGUGCCCUUUGUAGGGAUUAAGGUGCCCUUUGUAGGGAUUAAGGUGCCCUUUGUAGGGAUUAAGGUGCCCUUUGUAGGGAUUAAGGUGCCCUUUGUUGGGAUUAAGGUGCCCUUUGUAGGGAUUAAGGUGCCCUUUGUAGGGAUUAAGGUGCCCUUUGUAGGGAUUAAGGUGCCCUUUGUAGGGAUUAAGGUGCCCUUUGUAGGGAUUAAGGUGCCCUUUGUAGGGAUUAAGGUGCCCUUUGUAGGGAUUAAGGUGCCCUUUAGGGACACAGCCAUAACGGUCAACACUGAUUUAACGUCCAAAUACAACCGACAUGGAAACGAGAGAUAAGAGAGAGAAAAGACUGAUCGUUUAAUUAUAAAAUAAAAACAAUUCUCAUAUUUGGUCGGGUGAAGAAUCUGUGGUAAAAAAAAAAAAGGCAACGGUUUCUUGCAUUGAGUUUCUUCACCCGCUCUGUGAACUUGAUAGGAAACGUUUUGAUAGAACGUUUCUCCACUAAACUACAUUUACACCGUAUUCAGACAUGUCAUUUCUGGCUGUCAUCGACAAGUACAAAAUCUGUUGUUUAAAAAAACAUAAAUCAGAAUAGGACUUUCUGUUUAUCUGACAACACCGGUGUUUUGCACACUAAAGACUGGUAGCAGAUGGGGACCGCUGUGCUUUCACCAACAGGUUACAAACAUAAGCAACAACGGCCUGUGAAACAGUUUUUAACAUGAUUACUCUGGUAAAUAAAGCGCUGGUAAAAAGAAAAGUAACUUCAUGGAAAUGACAGAGGUUUAAUUUUAUCCUGGGUUGUGUUCAUCAGGAAAAAAACGCUUUAUGACUGAGGUUUAAUUUGAUCCUGGGUUGUGUUCAUCAG
This is a messenger RNA of Oncorhynchus mykiss (rainbow trout), 1441 nucleotides long. NCBI's taxonomy places the organism in Eukaryota, Metazoa, Chordata, Actinopteri, Salmoniformes, Salmonidae. The record is from RefSeq and is a predicted model, not a curated record.